Molecule: messenger RNA, 1497 nt
Organism: Ostrinia nubilalis (European corn borer)
Lineage: Eukaryota; Metazoa; Arthropoda; Insecta; Lepidoptera; Crambidae
Product: potassium/sodium hyperpolarization-activated cyclic nucleotide-gated channel 1-like
Exons: 7
Coding region: 1-1497 (498 amino acids)
Biological process (GO): regulation of membrane depolarization; sodium ion transmembrane transport; potassium ion transmembrane transport
Cellular component (GO): HCN channel complex
Molecular function (GO): voltage-gated potassium channel activity
Source: RefSeq, a predicted model, not a curated record
AUGUAUUACACAAUGCGCGAGCUGAUGCUCCCGUGCGAGUGGCACCACGGCACGUUCCAGUUCAUCCGCAGCAAGAAGAGCCUGCAGCAGGAGCGCGGCCGCCAGGUGGCGCUGGGCCACUGGCUGCUGUGGCACCCCUACAGCCCCAUCAAGUACUACUGGGACUGUAUGCAGCUCAUCGUCUCCUAUAUACUCUUCCUGUAUAUACCCUUGCAAGUGUUCUAUCAUUGUCCAAAUCCCUACGACCCGAUCAUCCUGUUCUACGACGGGCUGGCAUUUCUGGACAUCUUCAGCAAGUUCAUCACUGGCUACUGUCACGAGGACGGGAAGAAGGUCACGUUGGAGCGCAAGGAGAUCGCCCGGUUGUACUUGAAAGGGAUGUUCAUAUUCGACUUCUUAGCAGCUCUGCCACUACAAUGCAUCAAGAUCUUUGACGACUGCAAGUAUUCAACGCACACGAUGUGGUUUGUCUUCAAACUUUUCAGCCUGAUGUCCAUGCGUAAACAAUGGCAGAACUUCUACAAACAAAUGGGCUUGUCGUACGUUGCGUCCGUAGGCAUCACCGUGUUCAUGCGCGGCGUACUGUUCUUCCACUGGAUGACGUACCUCCUCUACCAGAUCCCUUCGUUCUGCGCUCACUACUACAAAGACAAUCUAGACUCGAUAUCCUGGUUCAAACGGCUCCACGUCACCGAUAGUGCAUCUACGACGGUGUUUCAGAAGUACAUGUCAAAUCUGUACUUAAUCUGUGGCCUGUGCAACGGAUCGAGUCAUUACAGCCCGAUGGCCGACUUUCUCAUACCAGAAAUGCUUGUCAACUCGGCUAUGGGAAUAGUCGGACUGAUGUUCUUGACGUACUCAUUUGCGACGUUACUACGAUUGGCGAUAUACGGAAGAUUCGAAGUACUGCUUUACAAUGGCAGGCUGAAAGAGCUGACCGAUUACAUGGUAUUCAAAGGUCUCCCGAAAACUCUGCAGCGGAAAAUCCAGCUGUUCAUUAACUACAAAUUCUACGAACACUAUUUCAACGAGCAAGCGAUUAUGAACACUGUCAACGAGCAAAUAAAGCAGGAUAUAAAUAUGCACUGCUGUAAAAAAUUGGUGAUGAAUGUACCGAUUUUCCAAGAUAUGCCGAUAGCACUGAUCAAUACGAUUGUGUUUAGUUUGACGCAAGCACUGUACAUGCCAGGAGAGACAAUAAUUAAGUGUGAUCAAUCCGGGCAAUCGAUCUACUUGAUAUAUUCAGGAACUGUCGCUGUUAUCAACUCUACAGGAAGAGAAGUAGCUCAUCUUCGCGACGGAUCGUACUUUGGUGAGGCGGCGCUGUUGGACCCCGGAGUUCUACGCACUGUUACGAUUAUAGCCCUCGAGAUUACGGAAAUGUACAAGCUCAGCACGAAAGACUUCCAAACGUGUCUGCAACCAUACCCGCACCUCAAACGUCGCCUGGAGGAAUCCAGCACCAAGCACAAGCGGAAGGGAAGACGCAGAGAGUAA